AGCACAGCUCAGAUGUCUGUUAGCUACGCAGGCGAAUGGUCGCAUUAAAUACUCGGUUCGCGUCUUUGGAAGUGCGGUUAAAAAAAAUUGGCAUUGGGAUUCGGCAGCGGAAUCAAAAAUAAAAUCGGGCAUUGCCGCCGUCUUCGUCGUCGUUGCGUUGUAUGUGAUAUCGUUUGAUUCGUCGGUAAACAAAACAAGACGCGCGACAAGAAUUGGGAAACCCAAACAGCAGAAAUUAGCGAAAAAAGAUUCCACACUCAACAACAAUCACAACAACAACAACAACAACAAUAGCGAACAUGAAACGCCGGAAGCUGAUCAUUUGCUGGGCAGCUCUACAGGCGGCCAGCAGCAUCUUGACCUGUCUGCUGCUGUUGCUCACUCAGCAUCCGGCAGCGGCCGGCAUUGUGCCACCCCCUUGGAGCGAUCCCGCCAAGAAUCCCUGCGCCAGCAUGGCCGGUGGUUGGCAAUUGCUGUACUGGACCCCGCUCAAGAAAUGCUUCAAGAUCUUCACUCUGGGUUUUCCCUGUCCCGACACCAUGGAGCUGAGUCCUUCGCCGAUUAGUGCCAAGCGCAAGGAUGUGCCCGCUGCGGAGUGUCGCUGCCCACCGGGAACAGCGCUCAGUCCCCUAACCGAUGCCUGUCAUGCACUCUACGAGCGUGGUCCUUGUCCGCUUGGCGAGUACUUUCAACCACUGCCGGAGCAGACCAAGAGAGCCGACAAUCGUUGGGGCAGCUGCAAGCGGCAGCUCCAAUGCGAUGAGGGCAUGUUGUUCUGGCCCAGAGAUGGAAAAUGCUAUCGCAAUCACUCAAAGGGACCCUGCAUAAGGGGCAAGCUGCUCAUGCGCAAUGAGGAUGGCUUAGCCGAGUGCCGUUGCCAUCCCUUUGGCGAGUUGGGUGAGUUCUACUACAGCGUGGAGGACUCUUGCUAUGAGCACUACACGAAGGGACCCUGUUCCACACCUGGACACAUCUUUCUGCCCGGCGGACGCUGCGAUUGCCAGCGACAUCUGCCGCACUAUUAUGCGCCGCAACAAAUGUGCUUUGAGCUGGACACCCCGGGUCCUUGUCCACCGGGUCACAUCUUUCGCAUACCCGACGAUGUGGAUGCCAAUCCGGAGGCCAACACAUUGCAACUGCUGCCACAUGCCAAGUGUCUGUGCAAGGAGGGUUAUGUGCCCUGGAGCGAUGGUCUCUGCUAUCGCCUCUACACCCGGGGACCUUGUGCAGCCAACGAGUUUCUCGUUAAUGCCACAACUUGUGUGCGCAAUUUUUGUGGCAAGAAUCGCCUGUAUUUCCCCACCGAGGACUCUUGCUAUAGGAUUGGCUCGCAAGGGCCGUGUUCACUGCACCAAGUGGUUGUGUUUGACUUUACGGCGCGACCCUCGCUAGAUGGCAUCUCAUACAACGGCAUGUGCGGUUGCUCUGGUGUCCUCACGAAUCUGGAUCAACAGUGCGCCGCCAGCAAUGAGCAGGAGAAGAGCAUUUGCGAGGCCACCCCUGGCAUGGUCGAGAUGAAUGGCCAGUGCCAUAAGCUCUACACACGCGGACCUUGUGGCGCCGGCCAGUGGCUGGAGCCGCUGAAGACGCUUCCCUCCAACAACAGUACCAUGCUGCUUGGCUAUGCCAGCAGGGCGAAAUGUGUCUGUCGGCCAGGUUAUACGCCGGCGGAAACCGAUCAUGGUGGCACACACAAUUGCAGUGCACCCAGCGUUAGUCUGGCGAGGUGGUUCUUAGAUAUAUUUGGCUAACAAAAACAGCUCGCAGCUGGCCAGCCACUCAAUGCGUUGGCUCUGCUCUAAGAGGCGCCUAGGUGAGAGAUUGUGCCAUGAAUGUAUUACACACCAGCUAAUGUAUAAAUUGUUAAGUGAACUGUAGAUAAUAUGUAUGAAUAAAGGCUUAUAUUAUAUAUAAAUAUUUCAGCUAAUUCCUAAAUUUUAGAAGUAAUAAAGGGUAUCAAUGAGAAAGUCAACAAACGUAGAAGAAUACCUGUUACAUUCUUAAAAGUUCAACUCGUGUUAUGAAUACAAAAAUGAGAGAAGUUUUUGUCGCUAGCCCUAUUUUAUAAUGGGAACAAAUUAGA
This is a messenger RNA of Drosophila sulfurigaster albostrigata, 2083 nucleotides long. RefSeq lists its product as uncharacterized. The record is from RefSeq and is a predicted model, not a curated record. Bases 300 to 1751 code for a protein of 483 amino acids. Lineage: Eukaryota; Metazoa; Arthropoda; Insecta; Diptera; Drosophilidae. The transcript is spliced from 5 exons.